Molecule: messenger RNA, 396 nt
Organism: Filobasidium floriforme
Lineage: Eukaryota; Fungi; Basidiomycota; Tremellomycetes; Filobasidiales; Filobasidiaceae
Product: Endoribonuclease L-PSP/chorismate mutase-like protein
Exons: 6
Coding region: 1-396 (131 amino acids)
Cellular component (GO): mitochondrion; cytosol
Molecular function (GO): deaminase activity
Source: RefSeq, a predicted model, not a curated record
AUGUCUGCUGCUCCUUACACCGUCGUCGCUACCGACAAUGCUCCUAAGGCUAUCGGCCCCUAUGUCCAGGCCGUCAAGCACAAUGGCAUCAUUUACGCCUCUGGAUCCGUCCCCUUCAUCCCCGAGACCAUGGAGAUCAUCGAGGGUGGAAUCGAGGCCCAAGCUGAACAAAUGUUCAAGAACGUCAAGGCCGUCAUGGACGGGUCCAACACUGACGCCAGCCACGUCCUCAAGACCACCGUCUUCUUGAAGGACAUGGGCGACUUCGCCAAGUUCAACGCCAUCUACGAAAAGUUCUACUCUCCCUACAAGCCCGCUCGAAGCUGUGUCGAGGUCGCCAGGCUCCCCAAGGACGUCUUGUGCGAGCUCGAGUUCAUCGCCAUCGAGAAGAAGUAG